Molecule: messenger RNA, 4870 nt
Organism: Chelonus insularis
Lineage: Eukaryota; Metazoa; Arthropoda; Insecta; Hymenoptera; Braconidae
Product: janus kinase and microtubule-interacting protein 3-like
Exons: 10
Coding region: 175-3537 (1120 amino acids)
Molecular function (GO): kinase binding; microtubule binding
Source: RefSeq, a predicted model, not a curated record
CACUCUCAUCGUGAGCUAGCAGUUUAGUUAGAGUUUUAGUUAGUGACGGUGUCUCUCGUGAAGCAGAAGAGGUUGCUAAAAGUGGAGACAAGAAUAGAAAUUAUUAAAGAAGAGGGUAGUAACAGUUAAUAAGCAAGACAAUAAAUUAACAAACUUCAUCACGAAAUUGAAUGAAUGAUGAUGAACUCUAUUGAGAGAGACACCGUCACAACAACGAAGCGAAAUUCCACUACAUCAAUGACGCUACAAAAUUAUGAUGAUGAUGAUGACAGCUGCUGCACUGUCAAAGCUUCACCACAGACAGAAUCGAACUCUGUGGCAAGAAAACGACGAAUGACAGAGCAGCUUUUGUCGAAGACUCCAAAAACACCUCGUCGAGGUUGUGAGAAUGCCAAUGACCCUGAUUUGACACAUAAUAUACUUGAAAUAAGGGAAGAUGAUAUCUCGAGUAACAGAAAAAAUAUGUCAUCAGAGAAUGUUUUUCAAGAGAACAUUGCAAUUGACUCUGACGGCAAUCGACGAGAUUGUAAACUAUUGAAGAAACCACCAAUGCAUCCUGAUGCGCCUAGCAAGCAGUUGAUAGAUGUUAAUCGACGAGAUGACACUAAAAGACUAAGAAAAACAGUCCAGUGGCUUGAAGAAAAUGCUAGAAGAUUAAGACAAGAUCUUGCUGAUGUUCGAAUGGAGCUUCAUGAAGAGAGAAAGGCUUUCAGGAUAGCAAAAAGGGAAUUUGAAGUAGCAAUUAAAGAAGCUAAACUUCAAGAAGCAGUUAAACAUCAAAGAAUUAUUGCCGAAUUAAAAACAAGAUUACUCUCACAAUCCCCUUCACGAGUAUCGAAUGAAUUUUCUGCUAAUGCGAAAGCAGAACUUUUAAAAGAAAUGAAUCACAAACGCGAGUUAUCUGUGGCAAAAAAACGCCUAUCUGAAGCUGAUGAAACGAUACGAAAACUCAAAUCGAACUCAUUAGAUCCAGGUGAUCCAAGAAAAAAACGAAUUAAAUGCUUGGAUGAUACUGAACUACGUAGAAUGGAGUGCGAAAUUCGAAACUUACGAGAGGCGAACAAGAGACUCGAUGAAAAACUUCUAACCGUCACGGAGGCGGAGAGAUGUCGUGCAGUUGAACUGAGAGUCCAACACGAGAAGCACGAAGCCGAGAUGAGUGCCCUGAAGAAAGCACUCCGUAGCGACAUGAUCAAGAUGAUGGACGAGAUACGAGCGAAAGACAGGGAGAUUGAAAAGUUGGAGAAACUUACAAAGCGGAAACUGAAGGACAAAGAAAAUAAAUUGAUGAGAAAAUUACGGGAGAAUGAGAGAGGCCAGCAGAUUCGUUUAACACCGAGGAUCGAGAACAAGGUUCCAUCAGAAAAUACUAUGGGCCUCUGCAAAGGAGAAUACGAGGACGAAGUCGAAAGACUUCGUGAACUUGCAAUGGAACAGCAGGAGGUGAUUGAAUAUUUACGUCAAGCAUUAAAAGAACGGGAGCGGAAGCUUGACCAGUUAUCGAAUAAAAAGAGAAAAGAAGAAUUUUAUAAGCAGUGGUUAGAAUUAGAGCCUGUCGCUGAAGUCGAUGACGAAGAAGAACAUGAGGAAGGUGAUAGUGCAUUGUCUAGUGCACCCUCAUCUUUAUCUCCACAACCAGGUGGAUGGCAGACGAAUGGAGGAAUCACAAGAGAAGCUUAUGAGGCUCUGAUACUUGAAGUUGAUGAACUUCAGACGAAAUAUCUAGAAGAACAGCAGGAAUUAGUUCAUGCAAAAAGUCAAGUAAGAGAACUAGAGAAAGCUCUUCUUCAAGAAACUAGAGGAAGUCAGAACAGUCGUCGGGCUCUUAGUGAUAAACUUAAAGAAGCUGAAGAGAGAGAAGCGGGAUUGAUAGCAGAAAUGUCAGAACUUCGAGAGCAGAAUGAAUUAUUGGAGUUUAGAGUUUUAGAAUUGGAAGAAGCUGGACCAAGAGAGAGUCCAGAUACUGCAGACAGUGGAAUUGUUUCGCCAGAGCCAACUCAAUUGUUCAAAGAUCAAGUAAAUAAGCAAAGAGAUCGAGUCGUCGCGACAGUAAUUCCUUAUAAUUCGUAUAGUCAAUCAAUGUCACCUAUUCUAGUACAGAAACCACCAUCGUCUCUUCAAGAAAGUGGAAUCUUUGACGAAGAAGAGACGGAACAUGAAGUCGAGCUUACUACUUGUGGUACUCAAACAGAAACACAUGCCGGUGAACUUCUUCAAGAAGUCCAGAGAUUGCAGGAACUCCGUGAAAGGAUUCAGGAGAGAGCGGCGAAAGUACCGGUUCCAAUGGACAUUUCUGACACUGGAGAGGAGAAUCGAUUGACGUCAUACAAAGAGAGGAUUCGAGAACUCGAAGAACGACUUGAAGUAUACGAAGAAGCGGAGAAAAAAAGGUUACAGGAACACUUGAUUGCAAAGCAGAGAGAAGAAGACUUGUUGGAUGAGAAUUAUCGACUUGCUGAAAAGGUUUACUGGUUAGAAAAUGCAAUUCAAAAAUCUCAAGUCGAUGUAAGAACCAUGACAAAAAAUUCGAACACUCGAAAUUCUUCAACAUCCACCGAUGACAUUAUUACAGAGUAUAGAAGUAUGCCAUGUAAUGACUCUCUAUCGUUUUCACGAUGUCAAAAUAUUUUCCACGAAGCUCUAGUUAAUCUUGAUGAAACUAAACAGUCGAUUUCAUCUAAAAAGAAUUUCAAUGGAUUUGGAAUAGCUACUGAACUUUACAAAAGUAACAAUUCUAUGAACGAGUGCUCUCAGUGUGAAGCAAUAAGACAAGAUUAUGAUGAAAAGAUUCAACAGUUGGCAAGAGCUGAAUGUUGUCUACGGCGGCAGAUGAUUGACUUAGAAUGUAAAGAGAGAGCAUUUGCAAAGACUCUUCAGCAAGUGGAUAUGACGUGGUCUCAGCUGGAAAAUGAUCAAACUGCUAAGUUGGCGAAGAUUGAACGAGAUCUGACAGAGAAAAAUGCUAUUAACCAGAAGAUGAUAGGAAGAAUUUUUGAGCUUGAGGAUUGUAUAAAAAAUCACUCCUGUUGCGAUAUUUCGCGUCACAAUGACGAAAUUGACAUGGGCCAUGCAUUUGAUACUUCAAAAGCUUUUACAGUUCUCCAUACUUCAGAUAAAAUCAACCAAACUGAUGAACCAAUGGAAGUCGAUAAUGAAUUCAAAAAAUCUGUAAUCAAUCGAUUUACACAGACUGAAAAAUUUCAACAGACUGAUUGUGAUGGUUUGGAGAAUGUACUUCGUAAUCCUUCAGAAGAUGUAAUCGCGGAAUUUGUAGAAGAAACUCGCGAGGAGCAUGAGGAAGAAAGAGCAUCAGGCUCAGUGUCUCGUGUUCACUUACAAUCUAAAGAAAAUCCAGUGGAUGCUUUUGUGUCAAUAAACAAGUCAGAGGCUAAAGAGAAGGUUAGAAAAGGACGAAAUAGGCGUAGGGAGUGCGACGGUUGGGCGUUGAGAGUGUGGAACGCGAAUAAUAGCAGCAACUUGGUUAAAUCAAUUGUUGGUCUUCAUGAACUCGUGCUCUAUCAAGAGAUAUGCGUGUAGAGUUAGUAACAUCAUUUUGUGUAGAUGAUUAAUCAGCCGUACCGCGUAAACUAUCAUUCUUUCUAAACAUAUUUUCAUCCUUCCGAGUGUACAAUCUUCAAAAAUGUCGAUAUGAAUGAUGGCGGAGCUGAACUGUGUUAAAAACAAAAGUAAUAAAAUAAUCAUGAUUGAUGAAUAAUAAUCAUAAAGGGGCAGAAGUGUAAAAUAAUAAUAUGGAUCAAUUUACUAACGGUUCAACGGAAGCUCGAAGAGAUGAUGUCUCGGACAUGCAAGUCGACAGAGGGAAAUAAAACAGGGUAUGAAUAUGUACCUUGGAGAAAUGGAUGAUGAGAUACAAUCUCAUUUCACUUAAUGGCUGGCUCGAGACUGGCCUAAGCAGAUCAUCUACUUUCGUUGGAGGUGAAGGAUUUAUUAUUUCUUCGUUGCGGUAAUAUUUUCACAAAAUAGUGGCUUGACUCUUGCAGCAGAAGCUUCUCGCAUGACCAGCAUAACACCUCACUCAUGUUGAGGGCACUGCAUUAUUAAUUCUAUCAGUAAGGACAAUACUGCUGGCGCUGCUUGGUAUGCCCAAGUGACGACCAGGAAUGGUACGUCCUACCGCGCAAACGAAGGCACCUCUAAUCAGCAUUUCUAAACCACAAAUGAACAUCAUCACAUUUUUGAUAUAUUUAUAAAAUUUGUCUCUCUCUCUUUCUUCCUCUCUAUGAUACAAAUUAUUGCGUAUUACAUCUUGCAUUAAAAGCUGCAUCAUACAAUCUUAAACUCCAGUUACUGUGUAAAAUUACUCAACGCCAUCAAAUAGUUUUCGUUAAAAAAAAACGACCACAAAUGUAUCCGACUUGAAUAUAACGACGAAUAGAAAGUUGUUGAAGUAAUUGAUUACAAGUAAGGUUUUGUUUGUUUUGUAUGUUUCAUAAAUUAUUUUGUUAUCAUUUUAUUCAAAUAUCGACGUGCGUUCUUGUAUUUAUUUACUUCAUAAGUAGUUAGAGGUUUUUUUUUGACAAUUUUAUUGUAAUUAUUGUCAAAAAUUAGUCGGGGGAUCUGUUGAUGAGUGUACAAAAAUUUAGUUAAGAUUCAGGUAACUUCUAGUCCAAGUUUUAUGUUUAGUUGUAUUAGUUAAGAUUAUGGAGUAACGAAAUGAUAUGGACAAGAGACGUCUUUUUUAAUUCGUGCUUCUGAUCUGUAAUCGUUGGUUUGGCCCGCCUAUAAGUAAUAACAUUUAACUCUAGAUUUUAAUCUUUUUAUUGCGAAUAAUAAUUAUUGUAAUAUAAACAAUAUAUUUAUCAAUGCGUUAUUAAUAUGUUUUAUUAAAGAAACACUGUACCUAGUGAAA